AUGGCAUGGCCGGCUAGUUUUCACAGAGGGACGCUCGUCUCCCGGUUCAGCCACCAUCACGGUGUUGUGUUCCUGCUUACCUUCUUCAGUUAUUCAUUGCUCCAUGCUUCCAGGAAAACAUUUAGCAAUGUCAAAGUCAGUAUCUCCAAACAGUGGACCCCAACUGCUUUCAACAAGUCCGUGGAGCUGCCUGUGGAGACCUGGAGCAGCAACCGUCUGUUUCCCAGCGCAGAGGAGGCCACGCUCUUCCUGGGAACACUGGAUACCAUUUUCCUCUUCUCCUACGCUGUGGGCCUUUUCAUCAGCGGUGUCGUUGCGGACCGGCUUAAUUUACGCUGUGUCCUGUCUUUCGGCAUGUGUUCUUCUGCAUUAGUGGUGUUUGUCUUUGGCACCCUCACGGAAUGGCUGCACUUCUACAACAAGUGGUUCUACUGCUGCCUGUGGAUCGUCAACGGCCUGCUGCAGUCCACCGGCUGGCCCUGCGUGGUCGCCGUCAUGGGCAACUGGUUUGGGAAAGCCGGGCGAGGCGUCAUUUUUGGACUGUGGAGCGCCUGCGCUUCUGUGGGCAAUAUUUUGGGCGCAUGCCUGGCUUCAUCUGUUCUGCAGUAUGGUUACGAGUAUGCCUUCCUGGUGACGGCGUCGGUGCAGUUUGCUGGUGGAGUCGUCAUCUUCUUUGGGCUCUUGGUGUCCCCAGAAGAAAUCGGUCUCCCAGGUGUCGAGGCAGAAGAACAUUUUGAGGAAGAUUCGCACAGGCCGUUGAUUACCGGUGCUGAAAAUGAGGAUGAGUACGAUCCUGGUUACUCAGUUCAAGAAGGAGAUGCUGCUAGAACCCAAGUUGGGGCAAUAAGCUUCUACCAGGCGUGUUGUCUUCCUGGAGUCAUACUGUACUCUCUAGCCUAUGCCUGCCUGAAGUUGGUGAAUUACUCCUUCUUCUUCUGGCUGCCCUUUUACCUGAGUAAGAACUUCAGGUGGAAGGAGGCGGAAGCCGACCAGCUGUCCAUCUGGUAUGACGUCGGAGGAAUCGUAGGUGGCACUCUGCAAGGCUUUAUCUCCGACCUGCUGAGGAAGAGAGCCCCCGUUUUAGCGCUGAGCCUGCUGCUGGCUGCCGGGGCCCUUGUAGGAUACAGUCACUCUCCUGACAGCAAGUCCAUCAACGCACUUCUGAUGACGGUCACAGGAUUUUUUAUCGGUGGACCUUCCAAUAUGAUUAGCUCUGCGAUCUCUGCGGACCUGGGGCGCCAGGAGCUAGUCCGAGGGAGCAGCGAGGCUUUGGCCACAGUCACGGGCAUCGUUGAUGGAACUGGGAGUAUUGGUGCAGCGGCGGGCCAGUAUCUGGUGUCUUUGAUCCAGGACAAACUUGGAUGGAUGUGGGUUUUCUAUUUUUUCAUUCUCAUGACAAGUUGUACAAUUGUGUUUAUCUCACCGUUAGUUGUGAGGGAAAUAGGCCAGCUUGUGCGGCGGAGGCAGGCUCACCCAUUGAGCGAGUGA
Orycteropus afer afer is the source of this 1488-nucleotide messenger RNA. RefSeq names its product solute carrier family 37 member 3 (gene SLC37A3). The record is from RefSeq and is a predicted model, not a curated record. NCBI's taxonomy places the organism in Eukaryota, Metazoa, Chordata, Mammalia, Tubulidentata, Orycteropodidae. Bases 1 to 1488 code for a protein of 495 amino acids. The transcript is spliced from 14 exons. Gene Ontology annotation, biological process: transmembrane transport. Gene Ontology annotation, molecular function: transmembrane transporter activity. Gene Ontology annotation, cellular component: endoplasmic reticulum membrane.